AAGAAGUGCCGUUUCCCGAGAGCUCGGAAGACGCUUACAGAGCAUUGGGAGUUUUAUCUGGGAUACAUACACGGGAUUAGGCUACAGCACAACAAACGAGACAACAUAUUAAUGCAGUAUUACUGCAGGGACAGUUAUAAUAAUAAGUCAUUUAGAUGUCGCGAGUCAACAAGGAAAACGGGACGAGGUUACAGACAGCUGAUCUGCAGACAGCGCAUGUUGGGCCGAAUACUUUUGCUGGAUGUUUGUAACGUUUACUGUUCAGCGCAGGUGAAUUGACCCAUAAUAAGCAAAGGACGCGAGUUUUUUGUGUUUAUACGCCACACUCAAUCGAAUUUUCUACUAGCUACAACUGGGCUUGCUGCCCCCUUUCAAACUGAAAAUGUCGUUAUGCCAGGGAUAUAUGCUGUCCAUGGAAACAUACCUUCAUUUCCAGGCAAAGUGAAACGGCGAUUUUCCUCGCAGCUGCUGCUGCGGCGGCAAAUACAAACGGACAAACUUAUAGCCUGGCCAGGAAGUCUACCCGAAAACGGUCUGAUUUAGAACUCCUUUUAAACUCAAGCUUGGACCGCAUCCGAAUCACGUCGUUUCCACUGCUAAGAGAAACAAAACAACGAAGACGGACAGCUGUCAUCGCUUGAUGAUGUUUUUCACUCACGCCUUACAGACUCUCCUUCUACUCGGGAGUACGCUACAAAUCACAAUUAGAGGUACCCUUUCUCAGACUUCGACGUUCCCAGGUAACGGCCCACAUGGAUCACUGCAGGACAGCGAUUUGGGGAUACUUUUGCCUGUGGAAAACAUACAGAACACACCGAAGAGAGGGACAGCUGGCGAGAAGUUUAAUUCUGAGAAGGGCACCACAAGAACCACUCUUCCUUUGCAUAAAAGUGCAGACCACCACCAGGAAAGGGAAGGCAAGCCGCUGGGGAGGACGAAGCCCUUUGUCAUUGUGGAUGGAUACAGGAAGAAUCUUAGUGAGGCACUGCAGAAGGGCCACCCAGAAAAGCUAGUGUGUGGACUGCAAGUUGGAGGCAACACCUACCUGUUGGACCUGGAGAAAAAUCAUGACCUGAUGCCCAACCCCCCCAAUGUGUUCUACUACCUCCCCAACGGCACAGGGGUCUCAAUAGAGGGGAAUGCAGCGAUACACUGCUACUACCAUGGCUCAGUGAGGGGGUUUCCACAGUCUAGAGUAGCUGUCAGCACCUGCUCUGGGUUGCGGGGGUUGAUUGUGAUCAACGCCACUCUCAGCUUUGAGCUGCAGCCUGAGGAGGAGGAAGGGCAUGGCGGAGGGGAGGGGAUGCACCUGCUCUACCACACCCACCAGCCAGGCUCUCGGACUGGGGCCUGUGGGGUGUCCCACACACCAGUGCCCCCUCUGAACGCCCCGGCCCAUGUACAUAGGAGCAAGAGGGAUAUUCUCUCAGAGACUAAGUACAUUGAGCUGGUGCUGGUGGUCGAUCACAAGGAGUACAUAAACUAUGAAAAGAACAACAAGACUAUCAUCUACCGUAUGCUUGAUGUGGCCAACCAGGUGGACUGGUUUUACAGACCUCUGAACGUACGUGUGGCUCUCCUGGGGCUGGAGAUCUGGAGCGAUCGGGACAAGAUCCUGGUGGACGAGAACCUGAAUGAAACCCUCAACCGCUUCCUGGAAUGGCGUGCCCGCGAGCUGCUGCCCCGCCUGCGCCAUGACAACGCCCAGCUCAUCAUGGGAGACUCCUUUAAUGGCGUCACAGUGGGAAUGGCGUCGCAGUCCUCCAUGUGUUCCAAGGACCGCUCCGGCGGAGUCAAUGUGGACCACCUGGUGAGCGUGCUGGGCGUGGCCUCCACGGUCGCCCACGAGCUGGGGCACAACCUGGGCAUGAGCCACGACACAGCCGACCGACGCUGUCAGUGCCAGAACGAGCCACGCCUGGGCGGAUGCAUCAUGGAGCCCUCCACCGGGUUCAUGCCGGGACAGCUGUUCAGCAGCUGCAGCGCACGCGACCUGUCCGUCAGCCUGCUGCACGGGGGCGGGAUGUGCCUCUUCAAUGUGCCCCAGGCCGAGAGGCUGCUGGGGGGGCCGCGCUGCGGGAACCUGUAUGUGGAGAAGGGCGAGGAGUGCGACUGCGGCCUGCUUGAUGAGUGCAAAGAUCCAUGCUGCAAUGCUAGCACCUGCAAACUGGUUCCAGGAGCAGAGUGUUCCUCUGACGGCAACUGCUGUGACAACUGCAAGCUGCGUCCGGCAGGCUGGGUGUGCCGGGAACCCCUGGGGGAGUGUGAUCUUCCGGAGCACUGCACCGGCACUUCCCCCCACUGCCCCGCCAAUGUCUUCCUUCAGAACGGGGAGCCCUGUAAGGGGAGCGACUCCUACUGCUACAGCGGCGUCUGUGCAAACCUGGACUCCCAGUGCCAGAUGCUGUUGGGACCUAACUCCACAAAGGCCCCGGAAGUGUGUUUCUCCUCCGUGAACAAGCAGGGCAACAAAUACGGCAACUGUGGUCGGAUGGCUAAUGGCUCCUACAUUCGUUGUUCUGAUGCUGAUGUGUUUUGUGGGAAGAUCCAGUGUCAGGGGGGCAGCGAUCGCCUCCUACGGGGCUCGAGUGCCCAGAUCAUCACGGCCAAAGUGCGUCUGAACUCCAGUGAUCAUGUCUGCCGCGGAACUUACUUCAACCUGGGCGACGAUGUCUCUGACCCAGCCAUGGUUGCACAAGGGACUCCCUGUGGGAAGGGCAAGGCCUGUGUGAACCAGCGGUGUCAGGACGUUUCUGUCUUCGGGGUGCAGGAGUGUCAGAGGAAGUGCAACGGUCACGGGGUCUGUAACAGCAAUAAUAACUGCCACUGUGAUGUGGGCUGGGCACCUCCUGACUGCAAAUACUCCGGCCACGGAGGCAGCGUGGACAGCGGGCCUGCCAGGGACCCCAGAGACUCUGACCCGGUGCGAGUGGCCCUGCUGGUCAUCUUCCUCUUCGUCCUGCCGGUGAUCCUGCUCUUCCUGGCCCUGCGCUUCCCGCGGUGUCGCCGUAGGCUCUCCUGCCUGCGAGGCAGCCCCUUCCACAAAGGCCCCGGCCGCCAACAGAGCCGGACCCCAGCGACAGAGCGGGUUGACGUGCGGAACGGGGAACAGGUACAUCCACUGAGGUACCACUGUACUCACCAAACGGACAUCCCGCUGACCCCGCCAGCAACCAAGGUUAAAGACAGGCCUGCCCCUCCUAAUAAGCCCCUCCCACCUGAUCCAGUGAUAAAACCCACCCAGUCGGCAGGGGAACGGCCGGCCCCUCCAAACAAACCUCUGCCCCCUGAUCCUAUUCCAACGGGCGCCAAGCUGACGGUGGACCGACCAGCACCUCCGAACAAGCCUCUUCCCCCUGACCCUGUCCCCACGGGCAGCCAGACCUUCAGACCCGCGAAACCACCUGUCCCCAGGAAGCCCUUGCCUGCUGAUCCCUCAUCACACCCUGUUUGUGGAGUGCCGCCAUCACGCCCCGUCUCUGGAGUCCCCCAGCAGCAUGGAGCCAGUGUAACCCCCACUUAUGGUCCACGUGUUGCCGUUGUCCCAGCAAGGCGUGCUCCUCCUCCACCAGUGCGGACGUCUUCACCCAUUAAAUCUCACUCGCCGCCCCCAGUGUAACCAACAUAGGGCUGAUAUCUGGGGUAUCACUGGGGUUUUUUCGUGAACUGGGUCACACUCCACUAAACUGCACUGAUUCUGAGGGAGGGUUCUGCUGAGAAAAGCCUUUGAACUGUACAGAACUAUGCUGACAAACGCCUCUUCAGCUUUAUGCUGCAAUCCAUUGCCUCUCAUCUCUAAUGUGCUAACUUAAAGACACCCAGACAGCAAUGUUCAGACAAAGGGGCAUUCUGAUGAAAGUUCAGUGAUGUCUUGCAGCUACAAAUGCAUUUGUAAUGGCAUCAUUGCAGUUUGAUCCACAAUCCUGCACAAGGCCCUCUGGACAAGAGUGCUGUGCACUCAGUAAGAGAAAAGACAACUUACAGGCUGCAAUGGAGGGUUUGGGCAAUGGUAAAAGGAACAACAGCCAUGAUGUUUUACUAACUGGAGUAAUGCACUGAAACCAACACCCAAUAUUCACAGAAGACCAAGGAUGCAGGAGCUGCCAAAGAGGACACAAGCUAUGAGUCUGAACAGCUGUCUUUCCUCCUAACAAUUUGAAAUAGUUGGGGAGGAUGCAGUUUUCAGACUGGGGCCAAAAACAGGUCAUUGCCACUUUUAUUAUACAGAUGUGUUUAUGUUCCCAGCCUCCAACAUACUUGUGACAUUUGCACAGAAAUUUGAGGGUUCUCUUGAUACCGUCUUUAUCAGCUAGAUACUGUUGCCGAUCCAAGUAGGUGGUGGCGAAGACCUUGUUUUCCUCCAUAACCCACUUCUUCAUGGUCAAAAGUUUGCCAUUGUCACACCAUCCCUCAAUUUUUAAUUAAUUUUACAAAAAGAUUGAGUCGGCAUUUAGACUCAUUUGUGAAAGAACGAACAGCACUAUGUACUGUAAAUUAACGCUUUGGGAGCCUGAGAGGCAGGACACAGAGAAGAACAUUGAAGCCUGGACUGAAAAAAAAUUGAAGUCAUAAAA
Messenger RNA from Megalops cyprinoides (Indo-Pacific tarpon), 4574 nucleotides. It is a transcript of the gene adam15, whose product is annotated as ADAM metallopeptidase domain 15. Gene Ontology annotation, biological process: integrin-mediated signaling pathway; innate immune response; proteolysis. The coding region runs from base 641 to 3619 and encodes 992 amino acids. The record is from RefSeq and is a predicted model, not a curated record. Gene Ontology annotation, molecular function: integrin binding; metalloendopeptidase activity. NCBI's taxonomy places the organism in Eukaryota, Metazoa, Chordata, Actinopteri, Elopiformes, Megalopidae. The transcript has 25 exons.